Messenger RNA from Mastomys coucha (southern multimammate mouse), 1757 nucleotides. RefSeq names its product claudin 18 (gene Cldn18). The transcript is spliced from 5 exons. Bases 47 to 832 code for a protein of 261 amino acids. Gene Ontology annotation, molecular function: structural molecule activity. Gene Ontology annotation, cellular component: plasma membrane; bicellular tight junction. Gene Ontology annotation, biological process: cell adhesion; bicellular tight junction assembly. The record is from RefSeq and is a predicted model, not a curated record. Lineage: Eukaryota; Metazoa; Chordata; Mammalia; Rodentia; Muridae.
UGCCUGUCUCUUGUCCUCUCCAUUUGUGUGGACCCUGUGCUCCAUCAUGUCUGUGACCGCCUGCCAGGGCCUGGGGUUUGUGGUUUCACUGAUCGGGUUUGCGGGCAUCAUUGCAGCCACUUGUAUGGACCAGUGGAGCACCCAGGACUUAUACAACAACCCAGUGACCGCUGUAUUCAACUACCAAGGGCUAUGGCGUUCCUGUGUCCGAGAGAGCUCUGGCUUCACCGAGUGCCGAGGCUACUUCACCCUGUUGGGGUUGCCAGCCAUGCUGCAAGCCGUACGAGCCCUGAUGAUCGUGGGCAUUGUGCUGGGGGUCAUCGGUAUCCUCGUGUCUGUCUUUGCCCUGAAGUGCAUUCGCAUUGGCAGCAUGGAUGACUCUGCCAAGGCCAAGAUGACUCUGACUUCUGGGAUCUUGUUCAUCAUCUCCGGAAUCUGUGCAAUCAUUGGUGUGUCUGUGUUUGCCAACAUGCUGGUGACCAACUUUUGGAUGUCCACAGCCAACAUGUACAGCGGCAUGGGUGGGAUGGUUCAGACCGUUCAGACCAGGUACACCUUUGGUGCUGCUCUGUUCGUGGGCUGGGUGGCUGGAGGCCUCACACUAAUUGGGGGCGUGAUGAUGUGCAUUGCCUGCCGUGGCCUGACUCCAGAUGACAGCAACUUCAAAGCUGUGUCUUACCAUGCCUCAGGCCAAAAUGUUGCCUACAGGCCUGGAGGCUUUAAGGCCAGCACUGGCUUUGGGUCCAACACCAGAAACAAGAAGAUAUACGAUGGGGGUGCCCGUACAGAAGAUGAUGAACAAUCUCAUCCUACCAAGUACGACUAUGUGUAGUGCUCUAAGAACCCCCCAACACGUGUGCAGAAGAAACCCUUCCCCAAGAAGAGCUCACCCCAAAGCAAGGAGGUUCUACCUUGUUCCCUUGUUGCUUUUGACUGACAUCUGAAAGUUGGUAAAGCCUUAAUUUCACCCGUGGCGGGGGUUGGGGAGGUGGGGGUGGGGAACUAGGCAGUCGUGGCCACAUGUCUCUGUCUCUAAAUAGUCCAUCACAAAACAGCUGAGCUAUCAUUUAAUGAGUCAGAGGCCAUAACACUCACUUAUCCCAACCCUCUGCUUUUUACCAUAGACUUUUUCAUCUGGUGGUGAAACGUAAUUUGACGCACAGACUAACACCUUGAUGAUUUAGAGAAACUUUCUUUCCUUGUACUUAAUAAGCCUGUUGAUUAUCUAUUUCCUAGCUUGACCCCCUGCCCCAAGGGAAAUUUUAAAAGGAAAAAAUAGAUUAAAAGGCAUUAUUUCCUACUCAAUUUUGCCUUACCCACCCCCUACUUGACUGAUAAUAAUAAUGAACACCAGUUCAAGAAAGAAUGCCAGAGGAAAGAGAAUUGUGUUCCCCCCAGCCUGUCCAUCUGCAUCCCCAUACAUGGUGAUCUAGAGCAUUAUUCGCCAUAGUGAUUUUCAAAGGAGGCAAACAAGCCUGUCUGCUUCUCGUGGCACCUGCUGAUUCCAGCAAGACCAUUCCAGAGCUUUCCCCUGAAAGUCCUCUUUCUCUCAGAAGUCAGAAAUUCUCCUUAGAAGAGUAAGAAAUAGAUUUUCUUGUGGUAACCUGAGUCCUAUGUAUAGUUAUAAUAAAUAGUAUAUUAGCAAAAUGGUUUGAUAUCUCAGUGACUUAGUUUCACCCUUACAUAUAGAAAAAUCUGAAAAAAAAUCAUCCCUUGAUAUUGUCUAUGGUGUAAGAUCCUACAUAAAUCCAAACUUC